CCUCACCUCUCGACCUCUGGCUGGUGUGUUGGUGUUGGUGUUAUGAUUCGCGUUCGUUCGCAGCUGCUGUGCUGUGAACGUCUACUUGCAUCGUCUAUCCAUGAUUAUUUCGUGGUUGCUAUCAGCCAUCGACAUUUCGGUCUGGCCACCGCUAACAACCAUCUAUCAACGAUCUCUGUUCUGGCCGCCACCAUUUACUAUCAACGAUCUCUAUCCUGGCCACCGUCAACUUACGCGAAUACCCCGGCCGCUACUACUUACGACUGGUCGGUGCUAUCACCGACCGUACUACGAUACGACGCCAAUUUUUGACUCGCACGACAUGAUACAGUUCAACAACGUUCAGCCAUCUCAUCACAAGCAAUGAAUCUCAAUUGACACGAAGGAAUGAAGGGGAGAUGCUUCAAUUUCCGAUGUUUUUAUACCGAUCUACGUAUUCGACCUCUACUUUUCUUAUUCCUUUUUUUCUCUGAUGUUUGAUCCCAUGGACACUGUUUCGAUUUUUUUUUGGCGUAUUUUAUCAUAUCAUAUCGCGUUUCGUUUUUUUCUGCUCUUUUGCUCGAGUACUCAAUCACAACUACAACCACCACAUUUCUCGUUUUUCUCGAUCUUCCAUACCAACACACACAUACAUCAUUUUUUCAUACCAAAAAUUCGUUUGGCUUGGUCGUUU
Molecule: messenger RNA, 673 nt
Organism: Coprinopsis cinerea okayama7#130
Lineage: Eukaryota; Fungi; Basidiomycota; Agaricomycetes; Agaricales; Psathyrellaceae
Exons: 2
Coding region: 43-312 (89 amino acids)
Source: RefSeq, a predicted model, not a curated record